Messenger RNA from Struthio camelus australis, 1240 nucleotides. The record is from RefSeq and is a predicted model, not a curated record. Lineage: Eukaryota; Metazoa; Chordata; Aves; Struthioniformes; Struthionidae.
GGGCUGUACUGCGGCCGGACCGUGCUGUCGGUGAACGGCUCCCUGGAGAGCUACGGGGAAUGCGGGGUAUGUCCUAGAGGACAAAGAACUGAUGACAACAAAAUCUGUCGUGAAUGUAUGGAAUCUCCAGACCGCUAUGACUGGCUAUACCUUGGCUUUAUGGCCAUGCUUCCCCUGGUUUUACACUGGUUCUUUAUUGAAUGGUAUUCGGGAAAAAAGAGUUCCAGUGCACUGUUCCAGCACAUCACUGCCUUAUUUGAGUGCAGUACUGCAGCAAUUUUUACACUGCUCGUGAGUGAACCAAUUGGCUCUCUGUAUAUCCGUUCCUGCAAGGUAAAGAAGCUUUCGGACUGGUAUACGAUGCUUUACAAUCCAAGUCCUGAUUACAUCACCACAGUGCACUGCACUCAUGAAGCAGUCUAUCCUCUGUACACAAUUGUGUUUAUAUACUAUGCCUUCUGUCUUGUGUUAAUGAUGCUACUUCGACCUCUUCUGGUUAAGAAAAUUGCCUGUGGUUUAGGAAAGUCUGAUCGGUUUAAAAGCAUUUAUGCAGCACUCUAUUUCUUCCCUAUCCUCACUGUGCUUCAGGCGGUUGGAGGAGGCCUGCUCUAUUAUGCCUUCCCAUAUAUCAUACUGGUGUUAUCUUUGGUUACACUGGCUGUGUACAUGUCUGCUUCUGAAGUGGAGUCUUUCAAGGAUCUUCUUGUCAGGAAGAAAAGGCUCGUUGUCCUCUUCAGCCACUGGUUACUUCAUGCCUAUGGAAUCAUUUCCAUUUCCAAACUGGAUAAGCUUGAGCAGGACCUCCCCUUGCUGGCAUUGGUACCUGCUCCUGCCCUCUUCUACUUACUGACUGCAAAGUAUACUGAGCCAUCACGCAUACUCUCGGAAGGUGGAAAUGGACAUUAAAGGGAGCCUCUGCCAACAAUGCUGACCUAAUCUGGAUCAAGCAAAGUCUAGUGCUUGUUAUGCGUUUGAAGACUUCUGUUUUAAAAGAAGUUUUUUGUGUACAAAACUUCAAAGUGAAACACUUCUGAGUGAGUCUGUGGAAUACUAAAAAGCUGCACUUUUUAUUCUUCAUAAAUACCUUAUAUAGAUCAAAGGGAACGUCUUUGUAUCUGUUUAUCACUGUGAAUCUGUAUAAAAGCUUGUGCACAUUCUAGUACAGUUAUUUGCUUGUAUAUGUUUAUUUCCUAAUACAGUAUUUUAGAUGUUGUUUGAAUAAAACAAUAACAGAACUUGG